Labrus bergylta (ballan wrasse) is the source of this 1771-nucleotide messenger RNA. NCBI's taxonomy places the organism in Eukaryota, Metazoa, Chordata, Actinopteri, Labriformes, Labridae. The record is from RefSeq and is a predicted model, not a curated record.
UGAGCGGAGGUUGGUCUUCUUGGACUGAGUGGUCGGAGUGUAACGCUCGAUGUGGGCGGGGCUGGCAGCGACGGACGCGCAGCUGCACCAAUCCAGCCCCUCUGAAUGGAGGAGCCUUCUGUGAGGGCCCGCCCUUCCAGAGAGUCACCUGCACCACGCUGUGCCCAGUCGACGGAGGCUGGACAGAGUGGGCAAAGUGGUCCGCCUGUGGGACCGAGUGCACCCACUGGCGCAGUCGUGAGUGCCAGGCCCCCCCGCCCAGAAACGGAGGAAAGCACUGCGGCGGCAGCAUGAUGGAGAGCAAAAACUGCACCGAGGGGCUGUGUGCGCGCAAUAAAAAGAUUUCAAUUGAACAUGCAAGCCAUCCACUCGCCCCCGGUAUGGGUGUCGCGGUCUAUGCCGGUCUGGUGGGUGCCCUGCUGCUGUGUGUGAUCCUGGUGUUGUGUGUCGGGGUGCUCGCGUAUCGCCGCAGAUGCCGCCAUCUCCACGGCGACAUCACCGACUCCUCUUCGGCUCUCACCGCCGCCUUCCACCCUGGAAACUACAAGCCUCCCAGACAGGAUAACCCUCACCCUCUGCAUCCCUCUGCCCCUCCCGAUCUGACGGCCACAGCGGGGGCUUUCCGGGGCCCACUCUUCUCCCUGCAGCAGGCAGUGAACGACAGCCCGCACAAGAUCCCCAUGACCACCUCCCCCCUGCUGGACCCCCUGCCCGGCCUCAAAAUCAAGGUGUACAACGGCUCCACUCUCUCCUCCCUGGAGCUCCCCCCGGACAUGUACUUGGGCGACGGGGAGAUCCUCAGCCUGAAGUCGGUGGGCACGGUGGGGAGAGAGCGAGACUACCACAGCCACACGCUGUCCAGGGAGCCCGGGCUGAGCACCAGCGCCACUCUGGGAGCACUGGGAGGACGUCUGACCAUCCCAAACACAGGUGUGAGUCUCCUGGUCCCUCCCGGCACGAUCCCCCAGGGGAAGUUCUACGAGAUGUACCUCAUCAUCAACAAGUGGGACAAAACGACGCUUCCCUCCGAGGGCAGCCAGACCGUCCUGAGUCCUGUGGUGAGCUGCGGCCCGUCCGGCAUGCUGCUUAACCGCCCUGUGGUCCUUACUCUGCCGCACUGUGCCCAGCUCGACACGCCGACGCCUGACUGGACCCUCACGCUGAAGACGCAGACGCACCAGGGCGCCUGGGAGGAGGUGCUGACGGUAGGAGAGGAGACGUUGUCGUCUCCUUGCUACCUGCAGCUGGAGGAGGAGUGCUGUCACGUCCUCAUGGAGCAGCUGGGAACAUACGGCCUGGUGGGCCAGUCCUGCCCCCCUCAGCCCGCCUGCAAACGCCUUCAGCUGGCCCUGUUCGCCCCUCGCGCCCCCUGCCUCUCCCUGGACUACAGCCUGCGCAUCUACUGCAUCCACGACACCCCGCACGCUCUCAAGGAGGUGCUGGACUUGGAGAGGAGUCUCGGUGGAGUUUUGCUGGAGGAUCCCAAGCCGCUGCUCUUCAAAGACAGCUACCACAACCUCCGUCUGUCCAUCCACGACAUCCCUCACACCCACUGGAGGAGCAAACUACUGGCAAAGUAUCAGGAGAUCCCCUUCUACCACAUCUGGAGCGGCAGUCAGAGACCCCUGCACUGCACCUUCAGCCUGGAGAGAGGCAGCCUGGCCGUGUCUCAGCUCAGCUGUAAGAUCUGCGUGCGACAGGUGGAAGGGGAGGGACAGAUAUUCCAGCUGCACACAGACAUUCAGGAGGUAACUGUGACCAGUGAAAUACU